CCUAAACAAAAGGUGAAAUGAGCGGAUGGGCACUAUUAACCUUUGAUCUCCAAAUAAAACCUGCUUAUAUUGCAGAGCUCCCAGGUGUAAAGCCACGUGCACCUGAAGACCAGUUCAAAGCCAUUUCCUAGUGGCGCUACUUGAGGGCACUCUCGAGUUGAAUGCUCCCAACCUAAACAUCUGUCUUGACCCAAGCUGCCUAGUCACUAACUUACAAAGCUUUUUCAAGCAUCUCUUUAGGAAGAAAUGCUGAAGGCUUUGGUCAAGUUGGUGGGCACUCCUCUUCCAGAAGGCAAUGGACCAUGCUAGAGCGGCAAUCUCUAACUUGUUUGGUGGUGAACCGAUGUCAUACACGCGCUUCAGCAUUGCCCGGCAAACAGACGGAGACAACAGCCAUGUGGAGAUGAAGCUGGCGGCUGAUGAUGAGGAAGGAGGGGAAAUUGGGAGACCAGAGCACCUGCAUGCCAACAUGCCUCCUCCAUGGAGGAGAGGCAAGAACCGCUGCUUCCUAGUCAUUGCAGCUGUCCUCCUCCUUUUGAUUGGGUUUCUGAUCGGCUACUUGAGUUAUGGUGGACGAAUGCAGAAAGCUAGCAGGUGUCUGGAUGGAAGUGGCAAGUGUGAGAUGACUCCUACCACAUCUUACUUAGUGGAUGAUGAUGAAACUGAGGAAGAAGAGGUUCCUGGACCACCUGUCCUUUACUGGCCUGAGCUCAGAACCGUGUUGUCAGAUAAGCUGUCAGCCAGACGUCUUGAAGACAACUUGAGGCAAAGAGCAAAUAAGUACUCUUUUGAAGCUGGCCAGAGUGAAGAUGAGAGCAUUGCCAGCUACAUUCAUGAUCAGUUCACCAGCUUCCUCUUGGAUGAAGUGUGGAAUGAUGAGCACUACAUCAAGCUGCAGGUCAAAGGCAGUAGCAACAACAAAGUGUCUAUUCUGGAAAAUGGUGAAGAGGAGGAACUGGAGAGUCCCGAUGCAUACGUGGCAUACAGCAAGAGUGGCUCAGUUGUUGGCAAACCAGUCCAUGUGAACUAUGGACUCAAAGCUGAUUUUCAGAAGCUACAGAAGCAGGGUGUUUCACUGAAUGAAACUAUAAUCAUCUUCAGAGCUGGAAAAAUAACCCUUGCUGAGAAGGUUGCAAAUGCCGAAGAGGCAGGAGCAGUUGGUGCCCUUAUGUACCUGGACCCCUCCGAUUACAAGAUGACAGAUGCGCUUGCCCCCUUUGGACAUGCCCACCUUGGAACUGGGGACCCUUUCACCCCAGGCUUCCCUUCUUUCAACCACACCCAGUUCCCACCAGUGGAAUCUUCUGGACUACCUCGCAUUGCUGUUCAGACUAUCUCUAGCAAAGCAGUAGGCAAGCUGUUCAGGAGAAUGGAUGGAGAAAAUUGCCUUCUGGAGUGGAAUAGUGGGGUCCUGGGAUGUAAGGUGAUGCUGAGCAGCACAAGCAACAUGACAGUGAAACUGAGUGUGAACAACGUUAUGGUGGACAGGAAGAUUCUGAACAUCUUUGGUGCUAUCAAGGGAUUUGAAGAACCAGAUCGGUAUGUUGUGAUUGGAGCCCAGAGAGACUCCUGGGGCCCAGGAGCGGCCAAGGCUGGCGUUGGAACUGCCAUAUUGUUGGAACUUGCCUAUGUGAUCUCAGACAUGGUGAAACAUGAUGGCUACAAACCAAGGCGCAGCAUCAUCUUCGCUAGCUGGAGCGCGGGAGAGUAUGGAGCUGUGGGUGCUACUGAAUGGCUGGAGGGGUACUCCGCCACACUGCAUGCCAAAGCCUUCACUUACAUUAACUUGGAUGCUGCAGUCCUAGGCUUCAACCACGUGAAGAUUUCUGCUAGCCCGUUGCUGUACACGUUGCUGGAGAGAACUAUGAAGGGGGUGAAGGACCCAACAAAGGAUUCGGGAAGCCUGUAUGACAGAGUUGGCUCUGACUGGGUAAAAACAGUUGUUCCCCUUGGUCUGGAUAAUGCAGCAUUCCCUUUCCUGGCCUACUCAGGAAUCCCGGUGGUUUCCUUCGGUUUCUGCAAUAAAGAAGAGGAAUAUUCCUUCUUGGGCACUACUGAGGACACUGUGGAGAACCUGAAGAGGACUGACAAGUUGUAUGCUCUUAUGCGUGCUGCUGCAGAAGUUGCUGGACAAAUAGCUCUCAGGCUGACCCAUGAUCAUGAGCUCUUCCUGGACUUUGAGAGAUACGGUGAAGAAUUGCUAGCAUUCCAGGAGAAGUUUUUGCCCUACUAUCGGGAUGUGAAGGCGCUGGGGCUGACCUUGAACUGGCUGUUUUUUGCCCGUGGUGACUUCCAGCGAGCUACAGAUGCACUGAGAAGAGAUAUCGCAAACAGUGACAGGGAAAACAGGGUCAUCCGCAGAGCCCUGAAUGACAGGAUCAUGAAGGUGGAGUAUGACUUCCUCUCCCCAUACCUCUCACCAAAAGAUACUCCCUUUCGCCACAUCUUCUUCGGCAAAGGCUCCCACACCCUGCAGAGUCUGCUGGAGAACCUGCAGCUGCUGAGAACCAGCAGGGACAGCGUGAACGUGAACAUGCUGAAAGAGCAGCUGGCCCUGGUGACCUGGACCAUUAAAGGGGCUGCCAAUGCCUUAGUGGGUGAUAUCUGGGAUACAGACAAUGAAUUCUAGACACGGCAAACACCUGGUUAAGGUACAGGAUUAGGGAAACCCACUCCCUAACAUGGCAUUUUUUUUUCUGUAGAUUUUCUGGCAACAAAUCUUUUUUGACCAAAUUUGAGCAUAAAAUUUAAAUCUCACCUUGACAGAUUCACAGGAGGCAGUUUUAAGGCAGGUACUAAGAUUACCAUGAAAUCUCCUCUGACCAGGCUCCCAUCUGACCAUAGUCCAAAACCGGUCACGUACAGCUGCUUGUGGGGCUUGCUCUCCAUUGUACUUGAGAACUAACAGCUCAGGUGACUCCUGAACCGGUACCUUGAGUGGGGAGGUACUUCAUCUAUUUAGGGUUUUAAUUGUUGGCCCCCUAAACCUAGUGACAAAACAGGGAAUGGAUUCCUCUUACUGCUUGUAAUGAGGAUCCCUUCUCUGAGAGGGAGCUGCAGAGAUCAACCUGUAGUUCAAAAAUAAAACAACCUAGUAAUAGCCUGCAAGUGCUGGAUUAUCAGCAAGCUCUGAAGUGCCCGUCCUGCCUUUACUCAACAGCAGGGUCCCAAUGACAUCUUGGAGGCUUGCUUCUGCCGAGGCAUGUCUCAGUACCCAGGGAAAAUGACCCAAAGAUUAUCUAACGCCCCCUCUAUAUCCUUAGCUGGCACCUCAGCAAGUCCUGCAGCAUUGAGAAAUGGCUCUAGACUGGCACUUCAGACCUUGCUGCUCUGCGGCCUUUUGUGAAAUCGAGUCUCUUGCUGGCCAAACCCUGUUUGACUGAUGCCAUUUUGCAGGAUGGCUCUUGUUUGGCACUGAGAUAUUUAUUUGUUUAUUUAUUUAUCAGUGACAGCGUUCACUAUAAAUGGUGUGUUUUUUUAUAGAAGAUAAUUAUCGGAAGCAGUGCCUUCCAUAAUUAUGACAGUUAUACUGUCGUUUUUGAAUAAAGCAGCAUCUGCUAUUACAAUCAAACAUGAUACUGGAACUUUGCAUUUGAAAUAAUCUAAACAGGCCCCUCAAAAAACAAAAAAAAGUUUUUGAAAACUAGCGAUUAAGCUUUCUGUGGCAAAAACACCCCUUUGGAAGGAACUUGAAGUUGUAAACCUGGUAGCGCGUCUCCAGGUUGCACUCCAAAGUGAUCCUUGAAAUGCUGAAAACCCAGGUGGGAACUCAAAUACUAGAAAUUUGCCCUCCCUGCGGUGUCUGUGCCCCUCUGUGGGCUUCAGACUCCCUCUUCACCCCCCUUUCUGGAUGCUGUGUGCUCACAUGGGGAGCACAGCUUCCUUCCUGGCCCUGGUGGAGGGGCUUGCUGUGUAGCCGUAGCUCCACCUGUGGCAACACACGCAAACUUCUUGUACCUCAGGUUAGGCGUUGGCCCGAUUUUUUUAAAUGGCAGCUUCCUGCAAACUUCCAGUACUUUAUGUAUCAUGAAACCUAACUGACAUUAUCGGGAGCAGUGUCUUCCAUAAUGUGUAAAGAACAAGGUAGUUUUUGCCUACCACAGUGUUAUAUCGGAGGCAGUGACCUCCAUAUGUUGCACUAUGGGUGUACGUAAUUAUCGGGGACAGUGUUUCCCAUAAUUGUUCUAUGCUUAUCAUGCAAUGUCAUCUGCGAAGCUUGAUGGUUAGUAUCUAACAUGGAUCAAUUUCCUGCAGUCCUAUUUUUUCACUCUCCUGUGGUGAUGCAGAUACAAACUUUGGUCUGUUAUGUACUUCCCUAGACUCUACCUUCUCUGUAGGCUGAACUGUUUCAAAUAGCUGUGCUGUCUUGAAGUGGCUUCCUGCCUCCAGUCACAGGACUGGUGCUUGAAUGUUUAGUGGAAACUAGGCUAGUUAGACUGUGUGCUCUGUGAUUUAGUAAACUUCCUUCAAAUCAGUUACAAAGACUUGGGGAAUUAAAGGUGAAUGUAGGGCUUGGGGCCGACUGCUCUCUGGAGGGCUCUUGGUCACGGCUCUAGAUGGGUGUGUGUACUACUUAAGAGGCUGGCCUGCUUUGGCACUGGGGUGAUGCUGGUGUGCGUGCAUGGGAAGCUGCUUGCUCCCCAGGUCUUGCUGAAAACUCCAAUCUUGCCUCCUGGGUGUUGUGUGGAGGGGGGGAAAUUGGUGGCACCUUUCUCAUGGUGCCCCUCUGCUCCCUGACCUGAAGCUGAACACUGCUCCUGUGUGACGCCUGCUAAACUGCGCUGUUCCCAAAAAGCAGCUGGCUGGCUGGCUCUCGCCAGCCCUGUACUCUGCAAACAGUUUGAUCUGGCAUUUAAACCUAAAGCAAGCGAGUGACCUGAGCCCCAGCAGUAGUCCUUGAGGGAAGCAACAUCAUUCAGCUGGAGCAGAGACCUGGGUCUGUAUAAGGAAGGGGUGAGGACAAGGCCCCCGCCUAGUUACUGAGCUCAGUACUCACCAACUUGGAGGGCUGGAUUUUCAUCUGACUCUCUAGAAGCCUGAUGCCCUGGCUUGUGCAACAUCUUGCUCUUCCUUAACUACUCUGCUGUUUCUGAGGCAUGUGUACAGCCCUGUCUGUGCUACCGUUUCCUGGUGACACUUCUCUGGAUGGCAUUUAAGAGCUGCUGUCUGAGAGUCUUCACUGUAGCGUUUGCAUGCAUCUUGAUGUCAGACUUAAUCAUGCGCUUUAUAGCCAGCAGAGAAAGACGAAGCCUGUCUCCUGCCUAGGCAGCACAACUGUGUCUGCUGGGAUGUUGGGAUGCCUUGCUCAGUGCUGGUAUCUGACUGGUGUGGGGUGCUAAACUCUGUUUCUGGGUUACCUGCUGUCUGCUUGAAUAAAGUUUUAAAGCUUGAA
This is a messenger RNA of Harpia harpyja (harpy eagle), 5392 nucleotides long. It is a transcript of the gene TFRC, whose product is annotated as transferrin receptor. NCBI's taxonomy places the organism in Eukaryota, Metazoa, Chordata, Aves, Accipitriformes, Accipitridae. The coding region runs from base 296 to 2629 and encodes 777 amino acids. The record is from RefSeq and is a predicted model, not a curated record. Gene Ontology annotation, cellular component: external side of plasma membrane. The transcript is spliced from 19 exons. Gene Ontology annotation, biological process: intracellular iron ion homeostasis; iron ion transport.